Messenger RNA from Ostrinia furnacalis (Asian corn borer), 5710 nucleotides. RefSeq names its product javelin (gene jv). The transcript is spliced from 2 exons. Lineage: Eukaryota; Metazoa; Arthropoda; Insecta; Lepidoptera; Crambidae. The annotation marks the transcript as partial. The record is from RefSeq and is a predicted model, not a curated record.
ACACUCGGUGGACUCGGUCGCGUCGUAUUCUAGCCAGAAUCACGUUGACCGUAUAAGAACACAGAAUUUCUCAGCGGCUUCUUGUCAAGACGAAGGCGACUUCGGGUCGAUCAAGACAAGCCUCUUCAGACGGUCUUCAUCCAAUUUGGAGUAUCCACACAAGCGGCCGGAAAGCGUGACGUCUAAUGCCAGCUCCACAAGAAGCCGCCUUCGAGAACUAGUCGAAAGGAAAUCGAGUCAGGACGAGCACAAGUCCGCGGCAAACACCGUCGGUGACAUACAGUACUUUGAGAAUCCCACAGAAACGCUAGAGUUCGACAAACCGCGCAAUUCGCUUGAAUCCAAGAAAAGUCAAGAGGAGCGUCCCAAAAAGAGGAAACAUUCAAAAGUAAAGGAGAAGGACAAAGAUAUAUGCGAGAACAAAAAUAAGAAGCACGAAAAAUAUCAAAGUAAACUCGCAGAGUAUUAUAAGCUCCCUGUACAGUUACCUCAAGACGAAUUCUAUCAACACCUAACGCGAUCCAAAGCAGCAGAAGAAUUGUUACAAAAACGAUUCUCGAAUUCUGAUACCGAAUUCAGUGGUAGUUACGGUAGAUUAUGUAAACAUAAAGAACCAGAACCAUCAAACCUAAGGCGCAGUCGAAGUUUAGCAGUUAUAAGAGAAGAGACCUUCACCGAUCUACAAAUACAAAACCACGCUAAAAGCAAAAGAUCACAGCUUAUACCCCGUGCCCGCUUAUUCGACAAACCUUGCUUCAAAGACAGGUUUCCUGGACGAGCAAAAUAUCAAACAAAGGAAGAAGUAUUGGAGAGUAUUUAUAUUGAUAGCACUGCCUCUUGUUUCGGUGAUAUAAACGCUCAAAGAGAAAGCGAUAUUCAAAUCGCUACACCAGACAAUAAGUCUGAAAAGGAAGACGCAUUAUCCCGAAACGAGAGUCAUCAUUCUAGAUCUGUAAGUGGCAGUUGGCCAAAUUUAAACGAAGAAUCUAAGCAGACGAACCUUUCCGAAGACAGCAUCGGACACUCGCGUAACCCCAGCGAAAUAGAUAGUUUAGAUUCUAAUUACGUAAGAAAACACUAUAACUUUGAAGCACAUCGAAAGAAUUACAAGGACAGUUCUCCCGAAACUGAAAGAUCAGCAGUGUCUCCAAAUCAUAGUAAAGAACUCUACGUAACAACUGACGACCACGACACUGAUAACGAAGAUAGGGGCAGGUCCAAAAAUAAUACACCAAAAUCGUUUACCAACGAUAGUUUGUCAAUCACUCACAGUGAUAAAGAUAAGGGAGAGCUAAUACCGCCGGUAAAUAUUAAUGAAACACAUUCUUGUGAUGAAAUUCCUAUAACCAAUAAUCAGGAAGAAACACAAGAUAAUAAAGAUCCGGAUACAAUAAGUAAGAAGAGCGAACCAAAACCAGAUGAAGAUGCACAGUCUAUAGUUUCAGAAAGUGACGGUACUAUUUCAAGUCCUCACGACAGUAUAACGUCUUAUAUUUCAAUUUCAAUUGCUUCGUCAGACAAGUCACACAAAUUGGAAUAUUUGGCUAAUUCCUUAGCUGAAAAAAUUGAUGAGUAUUGUGACUCGCAAUUCAAAGAAAAUAUUUCCGUGACAUCGAGGACUAUUAAUUCGGAAAAUAAUCCAGAAUCUGAUCCCAUCUAUACAAAAGUCAAUAAAAAGAAAACCUUCGCUGAUAUCAAACGGGAUUCCUUUUCGAGUAAAAGUGUGAAUUUGUUUAACGAAAUUCACAAAAAUCAAAACAACGAAGUCUAUAUAAGCAACACUUACAUUGAAAGUGACACAUUUUCCACAAAAAGCAAUUGCACGUCUACUAAAAAUAUCACAACUGAACCAUUUGUGACCACAUUAAUUGAAAAUCAGUAUUACUCUUUACCAGAUAUAAAUAUAAGUAAAUGCUUAAGAAAAUCAGAACGAAUAGACGCACAAUUACGCGAGGAAGACCCCGAAGAUAUUCCUUGUGAAAAUACGUACGAAAUUGCACAAACACACUUCAGAGAAAUUUUAUCUUCAAAAGGUAACGGCAAUUACGGUCAGCUCAAUAAAUCGAAUAUUAACCAUAACAAUAAUACACUCAAAACAAAUAACCCAAUCUACUUACCAGAAUAUUCAGAACCACAUUUAAUACAAAAUUUCACUAAACUUGAAGACGACUUGAAAUCCAUUAUAACUAUAGAAAGUUCGAACGCAGACGAUAAAGAAAUUUUCUACAGUUCUGAUACACACCAGAACGAAAGAGAAAUAAAUGAAAUAGAAGGAACUAUAAGGAACAACAAAGUUAUAACUAAAUCUGAAAGUCUUAAGAUUAAUUCUGUAUAUAGACCUGAGAUCAACAUUAUUAAGUCUUUGUCAAACGACAAUAUCUGCAAAACUGUACAAGAGAAGAAAUCUCGGGUCGGAAUAAAGAAACACUACUCUUUGAGACAGCGAGAUCCCGUCGACGAAGACAUAAAUCGCAUACCUAGCCCAAAUACUGUAGAAAGGUCUCUUUAUAAAUCAACUGAUUCUCCUUUGGUCAAAUCCUCUCAAAUCGAAGAAAUAAAAGCUCAAUCACUCCUAUCUAGAGUACAAUCAUUCAAAACAUCAGCGGAAUCCAAUAUUGCUAUAGUACCAUUGAGUGGUCACCAAACUAUUGUUAUUGAUCCACCACUCAAUCAGAAACCAAGUGACAUUAAUCUACCUACUGUGUCACAACAAAAGGAAGUUAUAUCAAACAAAGAUAAUAAAGACACAGAAGUCAAAGUUGAGCCAAUAAAGCCAAUAAAAAAAGAACAAGAGACACAAUCUGAAAAGAAUAAAGAAAUCAAGAAACCUACAACUGAAAACAGUUCUAUCGAUACUUCUAGUUUCCAUACACCAAAAGAUCCUUUUAUAACUAUUAAGCUUAAUAAAGUAGUUAAAACCACUAUACCUAAGCUCAAAAAAGAAACCAGUGAAAAGAUUUCUUACGUUCAACAUAGAUUUGAGAAACCACCUCCUAAAUUGAUCAUCAAAGAUAAGAACUGUAACGAUACGCAAGUAUAUUCUUUCAAAAAAGUAAAUACUACAAUGACCAGGCCCCAAGUUUUACAAGUUAUUGAUUCAAGAAGUAAACAAAACACAGCAAAUAAAAUGGAGAAGAAUACAGUUUACACUCCAAUAAAUACAGCAGAAGUAGCUAAAACAGAAGAGAAGAUAAACGUUAAAGUCGAUAGUGUUCCAGAAGUAAAAGAAGAAUUAAAAACUGAAAGUAGCGUCAAAGAGAAACUACACAACGCAAUAAAAACCGACAUAGAAUAUCAAGAAAAACUUAACUCUGUGAAAAAUUACUGGUCUCGGUUAAUAGAUAAAGGGCCUGAUGUAAAAGAACAGAAGUCAGAAAACGACUAUAAACAUGAAGAAUUAUUUAACAACAAUAAUCAACAACAGAUCAAUGAUAUGGCUGAUGAGCUAAAAGAACAAAAUGUUAAUGAUAAUGAAGAAGAGAAGUCUUCUCCAGAAAUAUCGGUCGGUAAUAUCAUAAAAUCACUAGAAAGUGUAAAAAUUGUAGAUAGCAUACGUAAAAUAAGUCAAACUAAGCUACAUUUAUGGAAGGAUGAAACAGAAAAGGUAAAAAGUGAUUCCGAGAUUGAAGAGACGCCGUUAGAGAAAAUCGUAAAAGACACUGAGACACAGGUAUACGAAAAACCAAAACCAAAGAAACCAGAAACGGAAUUUAGCAGAGACACGCCAGAAAUAGAAAUUGUAGAAUUAACAAGUGAAGACAAUCAAAACAUGAAAACUCAAGCAACUCUUAUAAAAGCUAAAGGUUUUGAAAAAGGAUGUGAUGAGUUUGACCACGUGCGCUACAAAGUAAUGAAGUCAGAGUUGUUCAAAAACAGUAUGAUUGCUAACUACAGAAAAGAAGCUCAAUUCGAUGGCUUGUUACAAUAUCUGCAAGAUUAUAGUUUUCAAGAAUUAUUAGUUAACAACAAUAUUGUUAUUAUUGAACCCGUCAGAACCAAAGUCGAACCAGUUCCAAGAAAAAAUACCGAUACUUGUAAAAUUCCACCUACCUUAUUGAAAAAGAAUGAGAAUCCCUGCAGUCAAGUAGACAAAUCUAAAAAUGCUAUUCGUAGACACUUUUUCUACCAUCCUAUUCGGGUGAAUAAGGAAAUUAUAGAAGAAGAAUUACCAAACCCAGAUACAGUAAAGAAAGUGAGAAACUUGUUUGAAGAUACAUUAAAAAUGAAGAGUCCAAUGACUCAAGAUCCUCCUCUAAUCGAUGAGAAUAUGGGCUUGACAAGACGUGCGACGUCAUACAGAAACUUAAGUGAAGAAACAAAAGGCAGCAGAAUGGGCGGAAGGAAAAAAGUUAUCCGUCAACUUACUAUUGAUACAAAUUUCGGAAACAAAAAGUGGGACAAUGCUAGUCUUUCUAGUGGAGUGUCUAGUGGAGAUCUCAGUUCUAACAACGAAUUCGAAAAUGAAGCCUUAAGCCCCUACUCACACAAGAAUUUAAAAGAUAAUUCAUACAGUUCCAGUGACGAAUAUCUUUGUGACUCUAUGAGUCAAGAUUUUUGCUGUGAGAGCCAAUAUGUUAGUCCUGACAUACUUAAGAAAAUCAGGGAAUGUGGCACAUCCGUAACAUACUACGGUGGAAAAGUUUUAAAUUCUAAAACUGGAUCUACUGUCAGCCCUAUGACUAAAGCAAUUAUGGAAGAAAUCAAAAGUUUACAAAAAAACUGCAGUAGAGAUUGCUACUCUUGUCAAACGAAGUGUAGAGGAAAUAGGUGUUCAUGUCUUGUGGCCGACAAACAUAAACAAAUGGUUUCUGAAAAGCAAAAAGUAAGUAGCACAACUGAACCGAUAAAUCAAGCUCAAAAUAAAUUCACCCGAGCUGAAGGAUUCCCUGGAUUUAAAUUUAAACUAGUGAAAUCCAACAGUUGUAGCAGUCGCCUAGAAUUAACAGGUACUGAUGAUAGCAAAAAUCCCAGGGUCAAGUACAGGAAAUUCCAAACCGAUGACCCGCCGUUAGUUUACGACGAUGAAAAUUCUGUGAAAAAUAAAAUUUGCCGAUUGGAGAGCUACAACAAAGGUAUAGUUAAAACUCCGUUUGAUAACAACAAGAGUGAUGAUAAAAAAGAAAACCAAAAAUCAAAACAUAAUAUUAAAAGAAUCGAAUCCGAACUAAGAAGAAGCGAGUCAACCUCGCAAACAAAUAUCGCGGUUCCAACGAUUAAGGAAGAUGAUAGUAAGGAAAAUUCAGAGACUGCAGAGGGCCGGAAGAACUUAACGCAAGCAGAAAAAGAAAAACAAGCUCUUGAGGCGCACAGUUUUGAAAAGAAGUUUUAUUAUGUGAACGACAACGUGGAUCAGACCAAAACCACGACCGGCAAGUUUGGUGAGAUGGUAUUCGAAGAGUUUGAAGUUCUUGAGUCGUGUUUCGAUAGUUUAAAUAGUAAUAAGUCCUUGAAGUAAUUAGAAUGUAAUUUAAGCUUCGCUUACAUACGUAAAUUGUGAUCUGUAUUCAAAUGAUAAAAUAACGCUAUUAAAUUAUUGCUAGUAGGUAUAGUAAUAAACUUCUUUUAUAAAUAUUUAGCUUUAUCAUGUAUCUAGUAUAGUUUAGGUGCAUAACUUUUACCGUAGAAAAUUGUAAACAUUCCGAAUCGAAAAUUACUGUAGUCUUGGUGAUGGUCUUUUAUUCUUUGUAUUAAAUAUCCAAUAUUACAGUUA